Cydia splendana is the source of this 939-nucleotide messenger RNA. RefSeq names its product putative histone-lysine N-methyltransferase PRDM6. The coding region runs from base 1 to 939 and encodes 312 amino acids. The record is from RefSeq and is a predicted model, not a curated record. The transcript is spliced from 5 exons. Lineage: Eukaryota; Metazoa; Arthropoda; Insecta; Lepidoptera; Tortricidae. Gene Ontology annotation, biological process: regulation of gene expression. Gene Ontology annotation, molecular function: protein binding. Gene Ontology annotation, cellular component: nucleus.
AUGGAAAUUAAACUGUACGACCGCAACAACAAGCCGAGCCACGUGGUGGACGCGAGCGACGGCAACAACUCCAACUGGAUGCGAUACGUGAACUGCGCGCGGCGCUACUCCGAGCAGAACCUGGUCGCCUUCCAGUACCAGGGCGAGCUCUACUACAGGACGGUGAAGAUCGUGCCGCGCUUCACGGAGCUGCUGGUGUUCUACGGCAGCGAGUUCGCCAACCGGCUCGGCGUCGACCUGCGCCGCUACACCAAGCCCUGCGACUGCGAAUACUGUCAAGCUGAACUGGGUACCAAAAAUGAACCAGAGAAAAUAGAGAAAGGAAAAACGGCAAAUGAAAAGAAGAAAGAUACAGAAAUUAACGAUGUUAGUUCAGGACAAGUGAAACUUGUCACCAAAAAAGGACCCGCGAAGGCAAACAAACGUAAAACGCGUAAUGAAAAGAAGGAAGAAACCCAGAUAAAAGAUGUCACAAAAGGUAGUCACGUCGGAAAGUUACAAGAGCCUUCUCCGUCUCAAACAGAAUUACCAAUGAACAUGGAUGUACAAGAGAUUCCUCCUACAAAACCUGCUGUUAAUAGGUCCUCUAACAAAACGAUCUCGAAUGCGAAUAACUACAAAUGUGACCAGUGUGGCAAAACAUUUGAUGUAAAGUCAGAGUUAGAGAAACACCUACAUUCUCACAUUACAUUGGAAAAGGCUAACAACCUAAGGUCAAGGAAGGAAUUCAAGUGUAAAAAAUGCAAUUGCACAUUUGAUACUCGACUGCUUCUACUGGAGCAUGCGAAGAGCCGGCAUGGCGUGAAGUACUUCACUUGCUCUGAAUUCGCGGCAGUAAUGCGGCGACAAAUAUCUCAUUCUAUCAAGGAAAUUAACAGCGUCGGCGGCAGCAACGACGCCGCAACAGUAAUGCAGCUGCAGUUCACAUCUGAACGUUAA